AUGUUAUGGAUUUUAGCAUUAAUGCAGACAGCCUAUGGAAUACCUUGUGGAUACACUUUAGAUGAAAAUAACCUACCCAUAGAAACUGAUAAGGAGCCAUGGAUUAAUGAAAAAAUGAGUGCAUGUCGAUUCUAUGAUAAUUCUCCUGUUUGUUGCACUCAAUCAUAAGAUGAAGGAAUUGGAAACGAUUUUGUCUCAUUAGAUGCCACUUUUGGAAGUGAUGGCGAUGGAUGUGAUAUGUACAAAUCAAAACAAGUACAAUAGUUGUGCAGCCAACAUGAAAAGAUUUUGGUGCGCAUAUUCAUGUGAUCCAAGAUAGGGGGAAUUUCUUAAAAUUACUGGCAGAGCUAAUGUCACUGACCCAAGGAAUCCCAACCGAACCAUUGAUGUUUAGACUGUAACUUUGCGUAUUCAUCCCUAAGUGGCAUGUGUAAAUACAUUUCAUUAAAAUAAGGAUGUAUUUUCUUCUUGUUAAAGAACGAACUUUGCUUCCCAAGUCAGUGCCAUGCAAACACCUGGUGGAUUCUUCACUUUCUAGGCUGAAUAAGGAGUGUAUGAAGAUUCUAUAUAUCCUUAGAUCUACCUCUCUUUAAUUGAUCGCUAUUGAAUUCUCGGAAUAAGAUUCUUUGCUCAUGCCUAACAUUGACAAUUGUAAUCAAACAUUUGAAAUGGCUGAUGAUGGUAAAUUCUAUGAUCCAUACCAAUUUGAAAUCAAAAAGCCUUGUGGUUGUAAUACUUGUGAAGACUCUUGUGAUUCUCAGAAGGUUUUGUAUCAAGAACCAGGUUAGAUUCAAUAUUUAUGAGUAGGAGUUUUUUAUGGAUUUGAUUGGCAAUAUGUAUUGUUUGCAUGGGGUUGGGCAAUUUUAUUUGCGAUUGGUUUCACUCUUUACAGAUAAUGCAAGAGAAAGAACGCUGUUAUUCAAUAAGAGGAGGCAGACUCUAUUUAUAUUUGA
Messenger RNA from Paramecium octaurelia, 953 nucleotides. NCBI's taxonomy places the organism in Eukaryota, Ciliophora, Oligohymenophorea, Peniculida, Parameciidae. The record is from the annotation of a GenBank genome assembly.